UAAGACUCGUAGGUAGGAAAUAAAACAGAAUAAUGGGCUUUUCCUUUUCUAAACUGAGUGACUUUAACGUUAGAGAAUGAUGAAUGUGUUUAUUUGGCCUGUGCUGGUGACGUUGUUCUCAUUGUCGCUGGCAGGCUACAUUCCGCCAGGACCUCGAUAUCCGUGUCCGCAACAACCACAGUUCCUCUACCCGUGCUCAUGUGUCGCUGGCUCAGACGCUGGUUUGUACGUCGUCUGCACAAAGACUAACCUCGCAUCACUCUCCAUCGGCCUAGCCAACCUUGGAAGUUUAAAUGUGCCGAUAGAAGAGUUAACCAUAACAUCUAGUAACUUUGCCCAUCUCUACGGGGAUCUGCUGUAUCCGUUGAAGGUCCGAAUACUGAAGAUCUCAGACACACCAAUCAGAACAAUCGAACCUUUCUCAUUCCUUGGAGUGAACCGAACGUUGCAAGAGCUCCACAUCGUCAACUCCGCUCUAGAAGACUUCCCAAAACAAGCCUUUAAGAAUUUAGGAAAUCUUACUGCACUCAACAUAGAUGGCCAUAAAAUGAAAAAGUUAGAGAAAGAUUCCUUCAGCUCAACUAGUGUGCCAAGUCAGUUGCAGCGUCUAACGAUUGUCAAUGGACCUUUGGAGGAGUUUCCGGCAGAAACUCUUACCAGUUGUCAGAAACUGAAGCGUCUAGACCUCCAUAACAAUUCAAUCUCAACGUUGAAAAAGGGGCAGUUCAAGGGGCUUCGGGACACCGAAUUUUUAGACUUGUCGUAUAACAAUCUUACAAAAGUGGAUGGAACGCACAUGUCUGACCUCAUCAAGAUGGGUUGGUGUAACUUGUCACACAACGCCUUGCCUGAGGUGACCAGGGGAGCGUUUGCUCGAAACGCUGUGCUUCGCUCCCUGAACCUCAGUCACAACAAACUGCGCAAGUUGGACUCUAACUCAUUCCGUGGUAUGCGUCUGAUUCGUCGGCUCUACCUGAGCGACAACAACAUUACUGACGUUGGUCGAGGAACAUUCGACAGCCUUGGUAGAAUUGGAACUAUCGACCUUGCACGGAAUCGUAUAAAAAAGAUUGAUUUUCAAAUGUUCAAUAAGCUACAAUACGUUGAGGUGAUCGAUGUUUCCUCAAAUCUUGUAACGAACAUCCAGAAACACGCUUUCAAAGAACUGUAUCUGGUACAUAUAAACUUGUCACACAAUGCCAUAAACAAGAUUGAAUCAAACGCUUUUGAUAAUUGUGCAAACAUUACCGUGUUGGAUAUGUCUCACAACAAAAUAGCAGAUAUUCCCAAAAACGGAUUUGAUGAAAUCACCUACGCGACUGAACUACAACUUUCCUACAAUGAUCUGACAGAUCUCUCUCAAGUUCCGUUGGCAAACAUGACAGGCAUUAAAGUGUUGAACGUUAGUCACAACAAGUUGGCAGUGGUGCCACGUAACACGUUUCCCAAACUGUACGAGCUUCACACGAUCGACCUCAGUCACAACGAGAUCUCCAACAUAGCAGUCGCAGUGUUCCAGACGCUGUUUAGUCUACGGACGUUACUCUUGGACCACAACGCUCUUGAGGAGGUCAAAUCCGGUACCUUCGGAACAUUACCGACCCUCCUCCACAUGGACCUCAGCUACAACCAAAUGUCUCGUUUGAACAGACAAGCGUUCACGAGACUACCUUCUCUUCGUACUAUGUCAUUGAAGGGUAACCUAUUGUCAGAGUUGUUUGAGAUUCCUCAGUCUCUGUCUCAUUUAGACGUCAGUCACAACCUCAUCUCAUUCGAGACUCCCAACAAGUGGCCUUCUAUGAACUCCUUGCUGUCCCUGGAUCUCAGCUUCAACUCCAUCGGUGACAACUUAGUCGGCGAAAGUCUUUCCCCGUUGUUGACACUUCAGAGCUUGGAUUUAAGUUUCAACGGUAUUUCGAUCCCUCCUAAAGAGGCUCUGAGUGCUCUUCCAUCAUUGCAACACUUGAACAUGGAGAAUAAUGAAGUGACUGAACUGGAGAAGCAAGGGUUUGGUGUGUUACCAAUCGUGUCCGUGCUCAAUCUUGCAAACAACCAGAUUGAAGUGUUGAAUAGUGAUGCUUUCAAAGGACUCACGCAACUCAUCGUGCUAAACAUUACUUCAAACAAUAUCACCUCCAUCUCAAGUGCUGCGUUUAGAGAUCUUGUCGCAUUGAGGACGUUGGAUCUGUCUCAUAACCAAAUAGAGUCAUUAGACAACAAAACCAAUAGCAUAUUUGAAUAUCUUUUGUCCCUAGAAAAUCUCAACAUUAGUCACAACAAAAUAUCGUUCUUGACUCGUAAGUCAUUCCCGAGCAGUCAGUGGGUCCCCUACCGCCUCCGUAAUUUGGAUUUGAGUUUCAAUGAAAUGCCAGUGUUGACCUAUGAACUAACAUUUGGAACCAAAACAUUGUUUUAUUUAAAUAUCAGCCACAACAUGGUGAAUGAGAUUAGAAAGUCUGUUCUUGGCAACUUAACAUCUCUGCAAGUGUUGGAUUUGUCCCACAAUCUCAUUGAUGAUGUCAUUGCUCCUAAUGUGUUUAUUCUCCCGACAAACCUCUCUUAUCUGUCUCUAUCUCACAACUCUCUGCAUACUUUCCCUUUGAAACCCAUCCUGAAAACCAACACGUUGAAACACCUCGAUCUUCGCUAUAACCAGUUAGAGUCCUUCUACAAUGAGCUUAUGCCGAUGGUUAAAAACGGCACUCAGAUCUACUAUGAAGGUAACCCUGUGAGCUGCGACUGCAGACUGAGACCUGUGAGAAGAUGGGCCGUGAACUCUGUGGAGGCUGACGGAGUCUGGAGCGAGUUUCAUUGUCUGGACCUUGUUGAGCAGCAACUAACUAACUCUACACUCCUCGAACUGUCAGAGGAAUCUCUCCCAUGCAACUCAAAAGAAGAAGAGGAAGAUGAAGACCUACAACUCACUCCUGAUGUCAAAUUCAGGCAGUUGCAAAAAACUCGAGACGGUGGAGUGAAAAUCACUUGGUUUGUCAACACAAAACUGGACAUUGCAGACUUCAGGUUGAUUGUGAAAGAGCAGAAACAAGACAAUGAUACAACUGAAGAAGAAACACCACUGUGGGAAAAACUUGCAUCCUACAACACUAGGAGUGAUGUUUUAUAUACGUUGCCAAAGAAUAAGGCGGAUCUGAAGCUUUGUAUUGAGGCAGUGUCCAGCGAAGGCUCGGCUAGACCCGUCUUGCCUUCUCAAUGUACAGAACUGCCCUACCUCAACUCUGCUUCUAACCAUCUAUCCUUUUGGACUAUUAUUUUGGCCGUCCUUUAUGUACCUUACACACAAAAUUUAUAUUUAUGAGUGAAUGAACUUAGUAACGAAUGUGCUGGUGCAAUCUUUUACUGUGAUGAAAGUGGUAGUUUUUACCUACUACAUUUUUUACACUCUUACAAGUAAAUUAAAAAAGUGUUUUUGUUAUAUUUUUGUGUCGACUGAGAUAACUCAAAAACAAAUGCAUUGUACCUCACUUAUAUAGGCUUACCUCCGUCAGUAGUCCAAAAUUGUGUCUUAAUUCAACUAAUGUUGAUCAAAGCUGACAUGUUUCGUUGCAUUGCAACAUCGUCGGAGCUUUACGUCAAAAACAUCAAAUAAUUUAAACAUAAAAUACAACA
Molecule: messenger RNA, 3627 nt
Organism: Macrosteles quadrilineatus (aster leafhopper)
Lineage: Eukaryota; Metazoa; Arthropoda; Insecta; Hemiptera; Cicadellidae
Product: chaoptin-like
Exons: 14
Coding region: 77-3316 (1079 amino acids)
Molecular function (GO): protein binding
Source: RefSeq, a predicted model, not a curated record